Clonostachys byssicola is the source of this 1293-nucleotide messenger RNA. The record is from the annotation of a GenBank genome assembly. NCBI's taxonomy places the organism in Eukaryota, Fungi, Ascomycota, Sordariomycetes, Hypocreales, Bionectriaceae.
AUGCUGGUGGCUAUUUCCUCCCCAUUGUUUGCCUCCCUAUUCACACCGAGCCCUUACGGGCUGGUGGAUGUCACUCUCUCGCUCUUUCAGCUACUUGCGUUUUUGGUAGCUACUAUCAUGUUCUGCCUUCGAAAGAUCUGGCAGAUACGAUCUCAACUCUGUGACCGGAUCGUUUUCCCUUGUUACAUGUUCCAGUACUUCUUAGAAAGGGUAUCCUGGAAGAAGGUGCAUGGGGGAAAGGUCCGGGAUGUCACUCCCAAGUCAUCGUCGAGUCUCAAGACCUGGCCGCUUCUCUUCUGUGUUCUCGAGUCCGCCAAGAACCCGACAUGGAUUAUCUUGAUUGUCCAGUCUUUCUCGGACAGGGUUGAUUAUUGGGUUUCAGGAGCAAUCAUACAGCAGUUUGGAGGAUCAACGAGAUCGCGCCCCACUGCCGGGUCCGGGGCCGUUUCCAGCGGCGUUCGAAAAAACAAGUCCGGUACCGGUGGGCGCACGAACAAAGGCAGCGGGGGACGGAAACCAUCAGACCGCAGUGGAAAAGGAGGCGGAGGCGGCGGCGGGAAACACCCACGCAAAUGGGGAAGGUCUAGGUUCAACCUUCCGCCUGACGGCCCCAGCAGAAGAAGUUGGGCAUGCCCUUUUCACAAAUACGAUCGAGAGAGAUACCACUCCUGCGCCACUGUCACGCUCAGCAGGAUUCCGGACGUUUGGCAACAUAUACGACGAACUCACGUGCUAUCGCUGAACGCCUACUGUCUUCUAUGUUUUGCUGAUUUCGAAUCAAGCUCUCAGCUGGCAGAACAUCGAUCCCGCGGGGAUUGUGUUCAAAUCCUCGGGCCUGAGCAUCUCCGCCAACAGGAUGUCGCGUACUUGGACCCUUUUCUCCGAGCACCGUCUGGUUUGACAAAUGAUGAAGCUAAAUGGUUCCGCAUUUGGGAUAAUGUUUUCCCUGGCUGGGUAAGACCGGAAUCUCCUUACGCAGAAGACGCAAGGGAGCUGGCUUAUCAUGUAAAUAAUGCGAUGAGCAUGCCCCAGCCUCAGAUACGCUUCGCGCGUAUUGAGCAAGACUACAGUUUUCUGGGAUACCUACCCAAUGACGCCAGUUUGAAUAUGGUCCAGCCGCAAAUGGGUCAGGAAGCAUACCCUCAGGUAGCGACUCCGUUUGGGGCAAGCCAGCCCGGCAUCCCUCACCUGGAGCCUCAUGACCCAGGUGUGCAUGGUCAAGAGGCGGGAUUCCUAUAUCUACAAAAUCACAAUGACUCAGACUUUGAUGGCUUUGAUGAGGAGGAAGGCUAA